Molecule: messenger RNA, 1065 nt
Organism: Aureobasidium pullulans EXF-150
Lineage: Eukaryota; Fungi; Ascomycota; Dothideomycetes; Dothideales; Saccotheciaceae
Product: Swi3-domain-containing protein
Exons: 2
Coding region: 58-999 (313 amino acids)
Biological process (GO): replication fork processing; replication fork arrest; DNA replication checkpoint signaling
Cellular component (GO): replication fork protection complex; nucleus
Molecular function (GO): DNA binding
Source: RefSeq, a predicted model, not a curated record
CUGACGUGAAUAUCUCAUCCAGUAAUUCCGACAUAGACCAGAUUGAGAGACGUCAAUAUGCCAGCAGCAGUACCUUCGGGCGUGCGUCCGACUGUUGAGCGAGACAAUCUGGAUGACAUCUUCAGUUAUGAUGCCGGCAUCGAUGAGACCUUCAACCGACAAGGCCAGGAUUGGAGUGCUCAGGACGAUGCAAACAACAACAAUACCAACCAACAACAACAUGAUGUGCCGGUAGACAUAGAUGAGGAGGUCAAGGUCACAAAGAAGCGCAAGCCAGUCGCGAAACUUGACGAAGAUCGCCUUCUAUCACAACAAGGCAUUCCCAAACUACGGAAGAUUGCCAAAGAUCGCAUACAGAUCAAGGGCAGAGGUCACGAGUUCUCAGACAUGGCCCGCCUCCUCAACACCUACCAACUAUGGCUAGACGACCUCUUCCCAAAAGCAAAGUUCAUGGACGGUGUAUCCAUGAUUGAAAAGUUGGGCCACAAAAAACGCAUGCAGAUGAUGCGAAGAGAGUGGAUUGAAGAGGGUAAACCCAAGCCGCCACGCGAGGAAGAAGAUGACUUUGUCAUUCCAACCGAAGAUGCAGCAUUGGAGAACGAUGGUCGCAACAACGAAGAUCAAUCUGCCAACACUGAAGAGCAGUCCGGGAACAACAAUUCGGCACCAGAAGGACAGUCAAAUGUAGGAGCACAAGGAAGAAGCAACCGAAAUCCGUUCGACGAGGAAGAGCCUGAUGAGGAUGAUCUGGAUGCUUUGUUGGCAGAAAGUGAGAGCAUGCCAGUGACGGACACGUCAACGACAAACAACACACGGCCUGCUAAUGAUCAAGAGCCGGAUGAAGACGAGUUGGACGCUCUUAUGGCUGAGGAUGCAAUGAAUGACAGUGCGCCAAAGAGUCUGUUCGGUGGACCGGUGUCCUCGAUUACCAACACUGCACAGCGACCGGCUAAUGAGUUUGACGAUGAUGAAGAAGCAAUGGCUGGUAUGGAUUGGUAGUUUAGUCACAAACAUGUCCUCGAGUACGCUACUCACAUCGCUAAUUCUCAUUAUUCUGACCUGCUC